CCGGGGUGAACGUUGCUGUGCUUGCCCGUCGUCAUAUGAUGCGUCCCCACCACAACCAUCAACAACGCCAACUCCAAUGUUAGCUGCGCAGUGUACCAACGUCACAUGAGCAGCUCAUCGCGAAACCCGGACAAAUGUCGAUAGACUUGAAUUGGGAGACUCUGACCAGCGGCCCGGACGGCGAGGCAUUGGCGGAGAGCAUACGCAUCUUCAUUCACGAUAAAUUCCAAGCUGUGCCGCUGCCACGCUUCAUCAAGUCCGUCACCGUCCACGGCUUCGACUUUGGCAAGACGCCGCCUGAACUCGAGCUCAAGGACAUCACCAACCCGCUUCCUGAUUUCUACGAACAGGAGCUUGGGGAUGACGAGAGCGACGAUGAUUUCGAAGAGGACGAGCACGCCGCAGAGCGAGAGAGACACCAUGCGGCGCAAUCAGCAAGGAAGCAAGACAAAUCAGACAUGAGACACGACAUGGCCGGCCACGACAUGGGGGCGCCUUUCUUUGGGACAUCAACGCCUGGAAUACUGGGCGGGCCCGGUCUGGGAUACUUUCACAACCACAUGGGCACGGGUAGCCAUACGCCGCUGGCGGCGGUUGCUGGUGCGCAUCACGGAAACAACUGGAUGGGCACUGGCCUUGACCCGUCGCAAUUCGUUCCUAGUCACAGCCGCCACGCAUCGCUCAGUAGCAUCUCCGUCGACAACUUUCCAUCUAGUAUACCAUCAACCAAUAGUCUACGAGAAAAGUCGAGUGUAUCGACGCUUGCGCCAACAUCAGUGGGCACAUCACGGCCGCCUACAAGAGACACACCCGCAGGAGAAUCUGCUAUAGUGGACGAUGACGAAGAGGAAGACGACACACAUACCGUACCCCCUGUGCCGCCGCGGGUCCAAAGAAAAGAGCCUAGAGUGGAGGAUGUCCAAGCAGUCUUUAGAAUACAGUAUUCGGGAGAUAUCCGCUUGAACUUAACGGCAGAGAUCCUGCUCGACUAUCCCAUGCCUAGCUUUGUGGGUAUCCCUUUGAAGCUGAACAUUACUGGGCUUUCGUUUGACGGAGUAGGUGUGCUGGCUCAUAUACGCAAGCGCAUUCACUUCUGCUUUCUUAGCCCCGAGGAUGCCAUGACGGCCGUCGGGCCAGAUUCUACUGAAGACGCGGAAGGCGAAAAGGGAACAGGAGCGUCGAAGCAUAAACCCCGAUUUGGCGGUCUAUUGCAAGAGAUUAAAGUAGAUAGUGAAAUUGGUGAGCGUGAAAGUGGCAAGCAGAGUCUCAAAAACGUGGGCAAGGUCGAAAAGUUCGUGCUAGAGCAAGUAAGGCGGAUCUUUGAAGAGGAGUUUGUGUAUCCUAGUUUUUGGACGUUCUUGGUAUAGACAUACGAUAUAGCACAAGGUAUGGGAGUUACUUGGG
This is a messenger RNA of [Torrubiella] hemipterigena, 1404 nucleotides long. The record is from the annotation of a GenBank genome assembly. Lineage: Eukaryota; Fungi; Ascomycota; Sordariomycetes; Hypocreales; Clavicipitaceae.